Apis florea (little honeybee) is the source of this 4745-nucleotide messenger RNA. It is a transcript of the gene AGO1, whose product is annotated as protein argonaute-1. The record is from RefSeq and is a predicted model, not a curated record. Gene Ontology annotation, molecular function: protein binding; RNA binding. Lineage: Eukaryota; Metazoa; Arthropoda; Insecta; Hymenoptera; Apidae.
AUUUAUGAGACAAUGAUACCUCAUUUUAUUUACUUGUUACAAUCCUGACCACAUGAGCAUUCGCAAUAACUGGUGAAUCGAACAAGUAGUGGGGUCUUUCUCGCGGAUGUUGAUUACUGUUUUGGUGAAUGUCGCUAAAACUUACCCGGUAAACUUAUGAAAAAACAUAUUGCGUUUAUGAAGCAUAAAAUAUAAAAGUGCAUUACAAUUAUUUACAACAAAAGUUAGAGUAUAUCGAUAUUAGUGUCAUUACAAAAUAAGUGCAAGUAUCGCGAUAAAAUAUUAUUGUUUUGUGAAUCUACUAGCAUAAGAGAGAUAAGGAGAGUGUAGAGUGUAUGCGAGUGCAUUUAACAUACUCACACAAUUGGUAUAUUCGGCAUGUUCGUGUACAAUGGCAACCUUGACACUUGGUGAUCGUUUUUGGCGGCUUCGUCCCGCUUCUACUGAAAUCGUGUUUGGUAGGAUCGCGUCGCGAGUGAAAGCAGCAGUGGCCAUUCUGUAAAGUCUUUAAGAGUUUGGCAGUAAAGAAUCAUUAAAACAUUUCGCGCUUCAGAUUAUAAUAUCUUAUUAUUCUGUUUGUUUUCGUGAUUGUAGUUUCGUUCGUGAAAAUGUUCGUAUAAACUAUUGUUCUUAAAGGAAACAUAUCACACAACAAAAUCACAUCAAAUAUUUUGCGCAUAUACUGGAAAUUAAGAAAAAUAAACAGUUAAGUGCUAUAUAUAAAAUAACUAUUACAUAGUUAAUACAUAAACAGCACCACGUGAAGUUAAUAAGAAAAAUAAAAAAGGACAAUGUUUAUGUGAAUAUCAAGAGUGCUUGACUAUUUUACAUAUUAUAAAUCGAAUACUACUUCUAUAAAAUAGAAAAAAUGGCACAAUUAAAGCAGCAACUUCCACUUCAAAUGCCAGACUUAAGUAGUCUUCGUAUAACUACAGCUGUUUCUAUGCUUGGUAAAGCAUAUGGAUGUGGACAAUGUAGUGCUCCCCCACCUGGACCCACAACAAGUUCUUCUGUUGGAGCAGCUGGAGCAACUGGAAGCAGUGUUGUAGCUUCUAGUUCUUUAGGGCUUGUUUCCACACAACAAACACACACUCCUCCUCAACCUCCUGAACUGCCAAUGUUUUCAUGUCCUCGGAGACCAAAUAUAGGACGUGAAGGCAGGCCAAUUGUCUUAAGAGCUAAUCACUUCCAAAUAACAAUGCCACGUGGUUAUGUGCACCAUUAUGAUAUUAAUAUUCAACCUGAUAAAUGUCCUCGUAAAGUUAAUAGAGAAAUAAUAGAAACAAUGGUUCAUGCAUAUACCAAAAUAUUUGGAACUCUUAAGCCUGUAUUUGAUGGAAGAAAUAAUUUAUAUACAAGGGACCCCUUGCCUAUUGGUACUGAUAAAAUAGAAUUAGAAGUAACACUGCCUGGUGAGGGUAAAGAUAGAGUUUUCAGAGUUGUGAUAAAGUGGUUGGCUCAAGUUUCACUAUUUGCAUUAGAAGAAGCUUUAGAAGGACGAACAAGACAAAUUCCAUAUGAUGCUAUACUUGCUUUAGAUGUUGUAAUGAGGCAUUUACCAUCUAUGACAUAUACUCCAGUAGGUAGAUCAUUCUUUAGCACACCAGAUGGAUAUUAUCAUCCAUUAGGUGGUGGAAGAGAAGUUUGGUUUGGUUUUCAUCAAUCAGUUAGGCCAUCUCAAUGGAAAAUGAUGUUAAAUAUUGAUGUAUCUGCAACUGCAUUUUAUAAAGCACAACCUGUCAUAGAAUUUAUGUGUGAAGUAUUAGACAUUCGAGAUAUAGGAGACCAAAAAAGACCUUUAACAGAUUCUCAACGGGUUAAAUUUACCAAAGAAAUUAAAGGACUUAAAAUUGAAAUCACACAUUGUGGAACAAUGAGACGAAAAUACAGAGUGUGUAAUGUUACACGUAAACCUGCUCAAAUGCAAUCAUUCCCAUUACAAUUAGAAAAUGGACAAACAGUUGAAUGUACAGUUGCAAAAUAUUUCUUAGAUAAGUAUAAAAUGAAGUUACGUCAUCCAUAUCUUCCAUGUCUUCAAGUUGGACAGGAACAUAAACAUACAUAUUUGCCACUUGAGGUCUGCAAUAUUGUUGCUGGGCAACGUUGUAUCAAAAAAUUGACUGAUAUGCAGACUUCUACUAUGAUAAAAGCUACAGCUCGUUCUGCUCCAGAUCGCGAAAGAGAAAUAAAUAAUUUAGUUAGAAGAGCUGAUUUUAAUAAUGAUUCAUAUGUUCAAGAAUUUGGUUUGACAAUAUCAAACAAUAUGAUGGAAGUUAGAGGUCGUGUUCUACCUCCACCCAAACUACAGUACGGAGGGCGCGUAAGUUCCCUCAGUGGACAGACGAAACAACAAGCUAUACCUAAUGGUGGUGUUUGGGAUAUGCGUGGAAAGCAAUUUUUCACGGGUGUGGAAAUUAGAGUUUGGGCAAUUGCCUGUUUUGCUCCACAAAGAACUGUACGAGAUGACGCAAUACGUAAUUUUAUAGCACAAUUACAAAGAAUAAGCAAUGAUGCUGGGAUGCCAAUUAUUGGGCAACCAUGUUUUUGUAAAUAUGCUACUGGGCCAGAUCAAGUAGAGCCCAUGUUUAGAUAUUUAAAAGCAACAUUUUCAUCAUUACAACUUGUUUGUGUUAUAUUACCUGGAAAAACGCCUGUAUAUGCUGAAGUUAAAAGAGUAGGAGAUACAUUAUUGGGUAUGGCAACGCAAUGUGUACAAGCAAAAAAUGUUAAUAAAACAUCACCACAAACGUUGUCAAAUUUAUGUUUAAAAAUUAAUGUAAAAUUAGGUGGUAUUAAUAGUAUUCUAGUACCCACUAUUAGACCAAAAGUAUUUGAUGAACCUGUUAUAUUUUUUGGAGCUGAUGUGACUCAUCCACCUGCUGGAGAUAAUAAAAAACCUAGCAUAGCUGCAGUAGUUGCCAGUAUGGAUGCACAUCCAUCUCGAUAUGCAGCUACUGUUAGAGUUCAACAACAUAGACAAGAAAUUAUUCAAGAACUUAGUUCAAUGGUGAGGGAACUUCUUCUUAUGUUCUACAAAAGCACUGGAGGAUAUAAACCGCUCAGGAUAAUUCUUUAUCGUGAUGGUGUCUCAGAAGGUCAAUUUCUUCAUGUUCUGCAACACGAGCUAACUGCCAUUCGUGAAGCUUGUAUUAAACUUGAAGCUGAAUAUAGACCUGGAAUAACAUUCGUUGUCGUCCAAAAAAGACAUCACACUCGCUUAUUUUGUUCAGAAAAAAGAGAUCAAAGCGGUAAAAGCGGAAAUAUACCUGCGGGUACGACAGUUGAUGUUUGUAUAACGCAUCCAACUGAAUUUGAUUUUUAUUUAUGUAGUCAUCAAGGUAUCCAGGGCACGUCACGACCAUCACAUUAUCAUGUUUUAUGGGAUGAUAAUCGUUUUGAAAGUGAUGAAUUACAGUCUCUAACUUAUCAAUUAUGUCACACAUAUGUCAGAUGUACGAGAUCUGUUAGUAUACCUGCACCUGCAUAUUAUGCUCAUCUUGUAGCAUUCCGAGCCAGAUAUCAUUUGGUAGAAAAAGAGCAUGAUAGUGGAGAAGGAUCUCACCAAUCUGGCUGCAGUGAAGACAGAACACCAGGUGCAAUGGCAAGAGCUAUCACAGUUCAUGCAAAUACAAAGCGGGUUAUGUACUUUGCAUAAUUUUCUUUUGAAUUUUUCUUAUACACAUGCAAUUGAUAUAAAAAUCAUCAUAUCUUAUACGAAGAUAUUUCUAGACUAUUUAAAUAUUAGACAAUCUUCUUGAGUGGUCAAUUUUUUUUGCUUAUUUUUAUAAUCAAAUAUGUCGAAAAUAUAGCUAAAAUAUGUCAAAUAAUUUUUUAUUAAGCUUGGUUUUUUUCUUUUUUUUAUGUUCUAUUUAAUAUAUUGUCGAUUAGGUUUUAGGCAAAUUUUCUAACAUUUUAGUAAGUAGGUAUUAAAAGAGGUGCUUUUAGUUAAUCAUGUUUUAGAUUGAUGCAGCUUGACCAGUGUGUCGUUUUAUGAUAAAGAUCACACGAAUAAAUAAUAUAAGAAAUCAGCUGCCGUGGAUAUUACGCUUAUUUCUUUUUUUUAGAGGUUAAAUUUCCUCUAGCAUUUGUAGAAUACAAAAAUAUUACAUUAAAACAUAAAUUCAUGAUUGUAUAAAUCGCUUUGCAAGACUGUUAUCUUGUUGUUUAUAUGUAGUUAUAUCAUUUGAUCAGUCAUUUUUUAUAUAAAAAAAAAAAUAAAAAAAAUAAAAAAAAUUAAGAUUUCCAAGUCAUAUGAGGAUAAAAUAUUAGCAUGUAUAUCCUAUCUUCAUGCUUAAGCAUAUUUGUUAUUAUGCAAUUAUGAUUCUAUAAUGAUUCUAUCUUAUGACAUUAUGAUUCUUUAUAAAUAUCAUAUCUUUCAUGUCUAUCAUAUUUAUCAUAAGCAUUAAAAAAUUUGGCCACAUCAAGUAAUGAAUUGUCAAUCAAGAUAAUAUAUCUAAUUUAAUAUUAUAAAUUGAAAAUCCAGAAGUACAUAUUUUAUUCUAUUUGGUUUAAUUGUACUAUUUUUUGCAUGUGGAAUGAGAAUUAUGAUAGCUUGAACUGUGGUACUUUAUUCAUAUCAACUAUACAUUAACAUAACAUUUUGACAAAGGUAAAUGAAUACCUUUUAUCUGGUGUUUCAAAUACGCAACAUUAUCUCUUCAGGCAAGACAAGUACUUUUAAGUGAAAUCUUUAUGGCAUUAGAUUCGGGUUAAUAACUAACGCCCCAUCAACGCAGAAAAUAAUU